Molecule: messenger RNA, 738 nt
Organism: Helianthus annuus (common sunflower)
Lineage: Eukaryota; Viridiplantae; Streptophyta; Magnoliopsida; Asterales; Asteraceae
Product: ethylene-responsive transcription factor ERF098
Exons: 1
Coding region: 83-508 (141 amino acids)
Biological process (GO): ethylene-activated signaling pathway; regulation of DNA-templated transcription
Molecular function (GO): DNA binding; DNA-binding transcription factor activity
Source: RefSeq, a predicted model, not a curated record
AUAUGAUGAUCGAUAUCAGUAGGAAAGCAACAACAACAAUCACAAAAAUAGCAAACACACAGCUAGGUAAUUACGUAUAGAUAUGGAAGGUGGCAGUUCUUCUAAGGGAAAAAGCAUGCAUUAUGAUGAUAGGAAGGACAGCGAAGAGGUCCGAUACCGUGGCGUCAGGAAGCGACCAUGGGGUAAGUACGCAGCCGAGAUACGUGAUCCGAACAAAAACGGGCAGAGGACAUGGCUCGGAACAUUUGAUACUGCUGAAGAUGCAGCUCGUGCUUAUGAUCAAGCAGCUUUCAACCUUCGCAGUCAUCUUGCUACCCUCAAUUUUCCUAAUGAGUACUUAUCGAAACUACCUGAACCUCCUUCUUACAAGACGUCUGCAAGGUCAUAUUCAACUGCUUCCGGAGGUUCAUCUGCCGGAAGAGAGAAAAAUGUGAUCGUAUUUGAGUACCUCGACGAUCGUCUUUUACAGGAUCUUCUUUAUCAAACAUCACAGGAGAAGAAAAACUAACCUCUGGUUUUUGCUCAUGUUUUCUGAAUCAAACAGAAUAACCUCUAAGAGUAUCAAUAUAUACAGUUGCUAGAAAGUGCAAUCAUUACCUCUAAGAGUAACAAACAGUUUUCCUUUGAACUAUCUGUUAAACAUUUUAUAUGUGUUUCACGUUAAUAACUUUGAUAAGAUGAUACGAAUAAACUUAAUCGAAUAUAUAUACUUAUUCUUAUAAAGUGGAUUAUUAGUGU